Molecule: messenger RNA, 3083 nt
Organism: Engraulis encrasicolus (European anchovy)
Lineage: Eukaryota; Metazoa; Chordata; Actinopteri; Clupeiformes; Engraulidae
Product: CTD nuclear envelope phosphatase 1A
Exons: 8
Coding region: 651-1388 (245 amino acids)
Molecular function (GO): phosphoprotein phosphatase activity
Source: RefSeq, a predicted model, not a curated record
UUCUACCCACGGAAGUGACGGUGAGGUGGCGAUGGCGGCUUGCUGUUCGAUUUCGGAUUUGCUCUGAACUACAGGGGGUUUUAUGGUGACUGACUUUUGCCGGCGCUUCACCAAAUAGUUGCACAGCGGUCAAAACAAGUAGGAGAAGACCCAUCCCGAAUGCGACGCCGAAAUAGCCUAACCUUGCUUUUAUAAUUAACGAAGGUUUGAAUACAACAAGCCGGAACAGUGCAUUAGCUUGCUGGCUCUCAAACUAGCCUGCUAGUAAACGUUAGCGAGGUACUUGGUUGGAAGUAGCUGUCUACCGUGGCGUUAGCUGGCUAGCUCGGCACAGCUAGCAGUUGUCGUCAACAGUACAUUUUUGUGGACCUGCUUUGCUUCUUUUUAAAUGAUGGCUGGUGUGUAUAGUAUUUGGGCAAAUGUUAGACUUCUUUAACAUUUUAUUGGAGUGCCAAGCAGACGUACGGAGGCACUCAUUCCUCCAGUCUUCUGAAUUGAAUUUUAAGGACCAGCUGAGACGGACUCUUCAAGACGAUUUGUUUUUUAAGUAGCCGACUCCGUGGAGUCGAAAGGGAAGAGGUCUGAACUGAGGAAAAAACAUCCACUUGGACUUGUUUCGUGGCUGCUGGACUGUGUCGCGGAGUGUCAACAUGCUGAAGACUCGCCAAUGGCUACUUGGGGUCCGCACAUUUCUGAGCGUGACGUCCAGAAUAUGGGGCUUUUUCAUGUACAUUCUCAGGAAGCAUCUACGGACGAUAAUCCAGUAUCAGACGGUGCGCUACGACACUUUACCGUUGUCGCCCAUCUCCAGAAACAGACUCAACGCGGUGAAGCGGAAGGUCCUGGUUCUGGAUCUGGAUGAGACCCUCAUCCACUCGCACCACGACGGAGUGCUCAGACCCACAGUGCGGCCGGGGACCCCGCCAGACUUCAUCCUCAAGGUAGUAAUCGAUAAACACCCAGUCCGGUUCUUUGUACAUAAAAGACCACACGUCGACUUCUUUUUAGAAGUGGUCAGUCAGUGGUAUGAGCUGGUGGUGUUUACUGCCAGUAUGGAGAUCUACGGCUCUGCCGUGGCAGACAAGCUGGAUAACAACAGAGGGAUCCUGAAGCGGCGAUACUAUAGACAGCAUUGCACGCUGGAUUUAGGUAGUUACGUAAAAGACCUUGCUGUGGUCCACGAUGACCUGUCCAGUGUAGUCAUCCUGGACAACUCGCCAGGCGCCUACCGCAGCCAUCCAGACAAUGCAAUACCAAUAAAGUCGUGGUUCAGCGACCCAAGCGAUACUGCACUUCUAAACCUGCUGCCUAUGCUAGAUGCACUAAGAUUCACGGCGGACGUCCGGUCGGUCCUCAGUCGAAACCUCCACCAGCAUCGGCUGUGGUGAUGGCGCAGCUGGCAAGGGGAGAGGGCUGGUGGCAUCUGCUCUACUCACAGCCGCCCUCCCUGCCCAGUGCCCAGCUCAUCACACCCCAUCCUGCCUAACUGAUGCCUCUUUGCCUCUCUCUCUUCUCUCUCUCUUCUCUCUCUCUUCUCUCUCUCUCUCUCUGUAUCUCUCUACAUCUCUAUCUAUCUCUCACAUACUGCUGACCUCGUCCUGGAGCGACACACAUGCUCAGAGGGGUCACAGACAGAGAGACAGACAAUUCAGAUGGACACAUAACGCAGGGUUGGAUGGGGACUGACCGGGCCGAGCGAAACCUUGGAAUACUUCUUCUUUUAGUUUCGUUUUCUUUGUUUAUCCCAAUUUUACUCUCCUUUUUUUCGUUUGAGUCCCCAGCCUUACAGUUGUGUGUGUGUGUGGAGAAAAGGGUGCUCACCUUGAGCAUACAUCUGCUUUGUGUGUGUGUGUGUGUGUGUGUGUGUGUGUGUGUGUGUGUGUGUGUGUGUGUGUUUGCGUUUGUUUGUUUUGUGUGUGUGUGUAUGUGUGCGUGCAUGUGUGCCUGCGCAUGCAUAGGCGUGCUUUCGUGUGCGUGUGUGUGUGCAUGUGUGUGCGUGCGUGAGUGUGUAUGUUUUAUUGUUCUGCAAGGCGGUGUGUGUGAGUGCUGAGGAACAAGAGGACAGUUCUUAUUAUUACGCAUUGCAAGUUUUGUUUUUCUGCCCCCCUUCCUCUCCACGCCCAAUUUUUUUUGUCAGGUUUGUUGAGCUAGCUCUGAAUGCCACCAAGAACAUCAGUAUCUUUUUGGACGAACGGACUAAAAACUGCAGACCCCUGUCUGUAGUGCUGACCACAAGCCUUUUGAAUUUGUAUGCCUCUUGCUUCUAAGGACACCAGUUCACUAUUGUACUGGUUAAAAUUAAGGGUUUUGUUUUUCAGGUGGAAGUUGUGGGACUUUUAAAAAUUUGAGGUACUUUUAUGGUGAAAAAAAAAAAGAUAACGUAUUACAAGGAAUGUAUGUGAUGUAGAUAUUGACUGCUGUACACAUGGGGCAAUCGUGAGAACUGAAAAUUGAGACUUGUCAUUUUGUUUUGUUUUUUAAAGAAAAAAAUCUGUGAAAUGUAAUUCCACAUGAUUGGUAUCACUCACUUUACAUCCAUCCUGCGUAGUCUUGGACAUCGACUCUAGUCUUGACUGAGUUGACGCAUUUUUUGAGAACACCAAAAGGACAACAAAAAAUGGCAAGGGACGAGGAAAAGGAUGCUGAACCUGUUUAUGGAUGCCUUGCUUUGUUUUUUGUUUUGUUUUUGUUUUAAUUUUGGAUUUCGUUUUUCCACCCUCUUUAUCCUUAUGGACGAGAACAGGGUUGUCCCAGACCUAUCCGAUGGGAAGACCCAUGCUCCCCCCUUCAUGUUUCAUAACAACGUAACUUGAAUUCAUGGAACUUGCACUUCGUUGAUUGAACUGAUGACUGAGCAACAGCUACCCAGAGUCCAUCCUUAAUUUUCAUGUUUUAUGUUUUUUUUUGUGUUUUUUUGUUUUGUUUUUUAAACGGCAAUUUUUGAAAACCCUCCCCUUUUGCACCUGUCUGUGUGGUCCAGACAGGGCGGCAGUUGAACCAUUGUAGUCUGGGUGCUCAAGGCAGCUCGCUCAGGCUCAGUACCCGGUUCUGUGCGUGAUACUAAUAAAACACGUCAGUAUCAA